Messenger RNA from Juglans microcarpa x Juglans regia, 1507 nucleotides. RefSeq names its product novel plant SNARE 11-like. Gene Ontology annotation, biological process: retrograde vesicle-mediated transport, Golgi to endoplasmic reticulum; vesicle fusion. The transcript has 11 exons. Bases 312 to 1097 code for a protein of 261 amino acids. Gene Ontology annotation, cellular component: SNARE complex; endoplasmic reticulum membrane; late endosome membrane. The record is from RefSeq and is a predicted model, not a curated record. Lineage: Eukaryota; Viridiplantae; Streptophyta; Magnoliopsida; Fagales; Juglandaceae. Gene Ontology annotation, molecular function: SNAP receptor activity; SNARE binding.
AAAACACAACAUUAAAAAAAGAAAAAGAACCGAAAAUCACGGAUUCACGAGGACAAGAAGGAAUGGAUACUCUGUAAAACCUUUCGAUUUUCGUCUCCUCGGUGGCGACGAAACCUGCUACAUUGUUCGCUCCAAGCUCACACCCUUUCCCGCUUUUGUUUGAAUCCGCAUUGAAUGCGGAUUGCGGCGUUUGUGAUUCCCUACGGAUCUGAUUGGAGCUUCGACAGAAACUGCAUUGGUUGAGUCUUCCGGGAAAUUUUCUGCCAAUUUUACAAGAAGAUAAGCUUUCUUUCGGAGGCUGAAUUUUUGAGAUGGAUCCUUUAUCCACAAUUAGCGAAGAGCUAGCCGAUAUCAACGGACAGAUCGGUGACAUCUUUCGAGCAUUAUCAAAUGGCUUUCAGAAGUUGGAGAAGGUUAAGGACUCCAAUAGGCAAAGUAGGCAGUUGGAAGAACUCACGGAAAAGAUGCGCGAAUGUAAGAGGCUUAUCAAGGAGUUUGACAGAGAAGUCAAGGACUUGGAGAGUAGAAAUGAUCCAGGCACUAAUAAGAUGCUGAGUGAGAAAAAACAGUCGAUGAUCAAAGAGUUGAAUUCAUACGUUGCUCUUAAAAAGCAAUAUGCAGCCAAUCUUGAUAACAAGCGAAUUGAUCUCUUUGAUGGGGGCACUGAAGGAUAUGGGGAGGAAAAUGUCAUGCUAGCUUCCUCCAUGACAAAUCAACAGCUAGUAGAUAGUGGAAACCGGAUGAUGGAUGAGACUGAUCAAGUCAUUGAGAGGUCAAAGAAGGUUGUUCAUGAAACCAUCAAUGUUGGAACUGAGACGGCAGCAGCACUAAAGGCUCAGACUGACCAAAUGAGUCGGAUUGUUAAUGAGCUGGAUUCUAUUCAUUUCUCGAUCAAGAAAGCUUCUCAACUUGUGAAGGAACUCGGUAGGCAGGUUGCAACUGAUCGGUGUAUAAUGGCAUUACUCUUCCUUAUUGUUGUUGGAGUCGUAGCCAUCAUUAUUGUUAAGAUUGUAAACCCAAACAACAAGGACAUCCGGGAUAUUCCUGGAUUAGCCCCGCCAGCAAUGACUCGCAGAUUACUUUGGAAUGCUAGUUGAAAAGGGAUUAUUUUAUGAGGUUGAAGAUGGUUUUUCCUUGUGAUUGGAUGGAACAUCAGUUGGCGAAACUCAUUAUAGAGAUCUGUUGUGGUUGAUUUCUGAAGUUAUUUAUAGGAAAACUUUCCCAUGAGUUAGGCCAACUUUUCUGAGUGAUAGUCUGGUGAAUUAUUAGGUUUAAUUUGAAGUGGUCCUUCUGAUUAUAUCUUCUACCCCGACUGAAAAAUAAUUCAUAGUUAAGGGAGUCUCAAAAUGUGUAGAUUAUGUCGAUUCAUACCAUUUAUUGCCACGCUUUUUUUCUUUUUUUAUCUUUUUAUGGGAAUGUAUUGUCACACUUGUAAAAUACUUGCCCUGCGCUUCUUUAUUUGUUUGUUUCUUUUUAUUAUUAUUAUUAUUAUUAUUAUUAUUAUUAU